ACCAAAGCAAAGAACCAGAAACCCAGAAAGACAAGAACCAAAGUCGAAACAAGCAGUGCCCCUGUAGGGCGCUAGCCUGCCCACACAGUGAACAAGUUCCCAGGAACACAGUGUUCGUGCCCAGGCUGUGAAAUGUUCCAAAGUUUUGAUGCUGCCUCGCGUUUUUAAACACAUCUUUGCUGCUUUAAGGGCUUUUGUGUCUGCUGCGUUUUGGGCAGAUUUUCAUGUUUGUUUACCACAUCCUGCCUGACACAAUCAUUGUUUUCUACAUCUCACGUCCUCGUGGGACACAACGUGCGUGACAAAAAAUGACAGUUAUGGUUGGUAAAUUAUUUUUGCUAAAAUAAAAUAAAAAAAACUUAUAAAUGUUUUAUAAAAUUUCAAGAAGAUCUUCUAGUGUGAGUUUAAUUAGAUGGCCACCUCCACGAUAACCCAGCUUAGACCACCGGGAGAGUUCUGCCCGCUCCUCUGAACCCACCACCGGAUCUCACUCCCGGUGCGCCGAGCUGCAGCGGUGCGCUCCCUCCCUGUCCCCUAUUGGCUGCAGUGCUCCAUUCCCGUCAGCUGAACGCUGAUUGGACACCCCCCUCUCUCUCUCCUCUACCGGCAGCACGAGCUCGGCGUGCGGCGCGAGAGACGCGGAGGAGACGGAUCAGAGCGGAGCUCGGUUCGAGCCCGGGACAAGUUUUACAGAGAGGAGCAGCCUCCGGGAGCCGGCGCAGACACGGUUUGAAAAGACGGAGCCCAAAUUGUGCCGGAUGAGAGCCAGCUGUGUCAGAGGACACCGCGGACUUUCCUGCUCGUAUUAAGCUCCGCCCACAGGCUCGGGGACUUCUGCAUUCCUGAGAGGUCCCUCAGAUUUAUGAGACCACUACAUCGCCCGUACGAGACCGAACUCAUGCCAUCCAGCCCCACCAAACCCCGACCGUGCCGACACUAAUUUAUGCCAUCUGAGAAAAUUGAAAGCCUUUCUGUGAGCUGCGAUGGGACUUGAUGAGGCCGGAGACAUGAUGAGACAUCUCCCCAGAGCUGCUUUCUGAUAGACGUCGGAGGAAUCGGUUAUCUGAAAUUAAUGUCAGCGGCGUCGCGGAGGCAGCCUCAAGCUGCGCCGCCGGCUCUAACUCACCCCAUGGAGGCCCGGCCUCCAUGUUUCCAACACCACUGCCGAUGGUAACGCCAGCCAAGUGCGGAGCGAUGCCUUCUAAGGUCUCGUGCUUGUACUUGCUGACGGUGGUGUGCUGGGCCAGUGCUCUGUGGUACCUGAGUGUGUCCCGUCCUUCAUCCUACAUCGGCCCGAUGUCCUUCCAAGUGCGCAAAGCCACCAAGAACUCCACGAUCAGCAACAUCCGAGCACGCUCUCUCAACCCGCACGACUUUGGCUACCUCAUCAACGAGGCCAAGAAGUGUGAAACCGAGCCUCCUUUCCUCGUCAUCCUAAUCAGCACCACCCACAAGGAGUUUGACGCCCGCCAGGCCAUCAGGGAGACAUGGGGGGACGAGACCACGUUCCCAGACGUCCGGGUGGUCACACUUUUCCUUUUGGGUCGAAGCACCGAUGCUGUCCUCAACCAGAUGUUGGAGCAGGAGAGUCAGAUCUUUCAUGACAUCGUGGUGGAGGAUUUUAUCGACUCGUACCACAACCUGACCCUUAAGACGCUGAUGGGCAUGCGCUGGGUGGCCACCUUCUGCGCCAAAGCUCAGUACGUUCUUAAAACAGACAGUGACAUCUUUGUCAACAUGGAGAAUCUCAUCUACAACCUCCUGAAGCCCACCACUAAGCCCAGGAGGAGGUAUUUCACAGGCUACGUCAUCAACGGCGGGCCGAUCAGAGACAUGCGCAGUAAGUGGUACAUGCCCAGGGACCUCUACCCAGACAGCAAGUACCCCCCCUUCUGCUCGGGAACCGGCUACGUCUUCUCAGCAGACGUGGCCGAGCUCAUUUACGGAAUCUCCUUGCACACCAGGCUGCUGCACCUGGAGGAUGUGUAUGUUGGUGUAUGUCUCCGUAAGUUAGGCAUCCACCCCUUUCAGAACAGCGGCUUCAACCACUGGAAAAUGGCCUACAGCCUAUGCCGCUACCGCCGUGUGGUCACCGUCCACCAGAUUUCCCCGGAGGAGAUGCACCGCAUCUGGAACGACAUGACCAGCAAGAAACACCUCAAGUGUUAGCACAACUGGAGGUGUUUCUUGCUGGUCGAGGAGCUGAAGAGGAACUAAGCCUCCUAUUGCCUUACACUUCUCCAUCAUGGGCAAACGGCCCACGGAUCAGUUCUGCUGAAGCCUUCAGGGCUUUAUCGAGCUCUGGCCGCUUGGCCAGGAGUUCCUCCCGUGCAAGACCAAAGCAAAGUCCUCGGUAUCAUCGUGUCGGCGCUGACAUCAAGGCGUUUCGGUGCUGCUGACAGUUAAAGUUGGAAACAUGUAUCCCAAGAAUGUGCAGAACCCUCAGGCGGCUGCUCGUCCGUAUCAGCGGUGCCGUGAUUUUUACAUGAAAUUACACGACGGGAAGCGUUACGGCUUGUGUCGACCUCCUCAUGCGCAGCAUUUUCAAGGCAAGCGCUGUCUCUACUUUUCCCAAAACUGCCGCUGACAGAGAUGUCAGAGAUGUCGACACGCUUGUUGGAAGCUCCCGCUGGCUUGAUCCCAUGCUCUGAUUCUGAAUGUUCAUGUUUGCUGUUCGUUCUGAGCAAGGUGUUACGGUGGGAUGGAUGGCAGCGGGAGUCCUCGGUGAUGUUGCCAUCAGUGUACAAAUGCAUAUCAACUGUAUUAAUGAAGGGACAGCCAUCCUCUUCUAUGAAAACGUAUUUUCUUACGGAAGAUUGAAACAGAUUUGUACAGAGCAAAAACUAGACUAAAAAAAAGGGCCGGAUCAGAAUGAAGAUGCUGGCUUUCUGUAGUGAAUGUUGACCUCUGUUUAAGGGAUAGUUUAGACCUUUUGAAGCAGGUUUCUGUGGAAAGGUGAUGAAGAAAUGGAAAUGAGUUUUAAAGCGCUCGUUAACAAGCCAGGUUGUCUCCUCAGAUCGGCUCUUUACUGAUCGACGGACCCCAAAAUUCCACUAUCUCCGCUCCGCUCCGGCACGAACUCCGCAACAAAAACGGUCCCGUUGUAGUCCAUCAGAGCUGUUCCACUACUGCGGCCGUGCGGCGCGGUGUGCCGCCCGCCGUUCCGCCAUCCGGCAAAAAUAGGAUUGAUUCUAUUUUUGCCGGACGCCGGAGCACCUCCGCAGUCAAUGGACAGAAAUCACAACCGCCCAACAGGAAAGGGAGCGAGCACAGCUUCCGUUAUUUCACAAUAAAUCGAUAAACAAAAAGUGUUUUAUUGUUUCAUAUGCACAGGUUUAACAACUUUUAAUAACUAUCAAUGGCGGCUGAACUUUAAAUACACAAAAAUAAGCCAUAAAUACAGUUUCCACUAUCAAAGUACUCACCCUUUGUUGAUCCAAACACUGCUGAUCUCUCAACACAAAUGAUGGGCAGAUUAAACAGUUCAUGCCGAUGCUUCUCCCACACAACGGGUGUUUGGAUCUAACUUCCGCAUUUAUUGCUCGGACUGUAUCGCAAGAUCUCGAAAAUCCUGCGCAUGCCUGUUUGCGCACCUCAGGUCUCCGCACCGGGGCGGAGCCGUUGUAGAGCGGGUACAGUAUAAUUUGAGUUCGGAAGCGAGCGACAGCGGAAAGCGGGGGCGGAGCGGAGAUAGUGGAAUUUUGGGGUAACCCUAACCCUGCUUAAAUUACCGCAUACCGAUAACAACCAUAAUGCUGCCAAAGUGUCAGAGGUGCAAACACGCUGGUGGCAGCCGACUUAUAAACCACUGUUAUGUUAACAGACUACUAAUCUAGCCCUCCGUCUGACACGUUUGUCUUUAAUUAUUACUCAGUGUAGCAAACACUGGUCCUCCAGGGCUACUGCCUGACAUGUUUUAGUUGUUUCUCUGCUUAGAUACACUUCAGUAAAUUUAGAGUCUCCUAGGCGUAUCUUUGGUCUCCACAGAAGUCUGGUGAUCAUCAGUUGUUCCAAAUCAGGUCUUCUUGGCCGAGAAAAGGUAAAACGUGCAGGGGAGUGCGAAAAAAGUUUUUAGCAAGAAUUUUUUUACGUUAUUUCUUCAUUUUAUCAAAACGGUCAACUUUAAACGGGCAGAUUUCUGAACUAAACAAACGUACCACCUGUAUGGUGGGACAGUGGCUCAGGGGUUGGGAGUGUGCCCUAUGACCAGUGGGUUGCUGGUUCAAGCCCAGAUCUGUGUCCGUCACUGUGUCCAUAUGCAAGACGCUCCACCUUUCUUCCCUGCUGUUGCUGAUUUUGGGGGGCGAUGACUUUGAGUGUGUGGCAGCCUCGUUUCUGUCCCCGUGGCAGCUGUGGCUAAUGUAGCUCAUCACCACCAGUGGGCUCUGGAGUCCCUGACUUAGAAAAGAGUUAUACAAAUGCAAUAUUUUUAUAACAAAAAUUGUCACACACUAAAACUACUUUAGACUGCAAUGUUCCUGUGAGCCCCGAACUGCAAAAGUGUCAAUUAUUUUAAGGAUUUGAAGCCUUAAAAUGCUAAAUAAAAUAAAACAUUUCUACAUUUAUGAUCAGGUGGUGCUUAUAGUCUGGACAAUGUAGUUGAUAUGAUUAAAUAUUACAGUAAAUUUGAAUAAGAGUAUGUCUAUAAACACGGAAAAACCAUCAAACUCAAUUUUAAGAUUUGAGGGAUUGAUGGAGUUAUUUUUAUUUCAUAUAGAUAUUUUUUAUAAUAUUUACUAUUUAUAUUGAUGUGAUGAUAUAAAUCACCAACUUACAUCUUUAUGUUGCUCCAGUUUAUUGAAAAUGGAUUUUAAUGGCCUUUUUAGCACUUUUCUAACAAUGUGGACGAGAUUCUCGCAAUUAAUUGUGGGUACCAUAUGACAUUAGAACAAUGUUGAUCAGUAUGAAGAAAUCUUUGAUUACAGGAAAUUUCACAGUAGGAUUUUAUUUAGGUGGAGUUGUUCGGAAACACACAUGGAAACAGCAGCUAGCAUUAGCUCAGAGGAUUUUUGGGAGGAAUUUAAUUACAUUUCUACCCGAUUAAUCGAAUACUUGCCUAAUGAAGAUUACAUGAAGUGGGUCAUUUUCAUGUUUGAGUUGCUUAAAGACUUAAACCCACCUCGCUCUAGCCUGACUUGUUAGCCGUUAGCUUGUCAAUCCAGUUAGAACUAAUCUCCAUUUCUCCAAACUGAGGCUAUUUGCUGAGGUAUCCGCAGCAGGAAGGAAAUAAAUUCACAGAGCCUCACCUCAAAAUGUCUAAGCCAUCCUUUGAUAUUUUGUGUGCAGUCCGUGCAGCUGGCCGUUUUCUAUGACUUGAACAUGGCGAGUGGUGAAAAGCGUAAACUGAGAGCAAAUCUGACAUUUUUCAGUGUGUUUUCUUUCUUUUCCAUUACUGGAGAUUAAAUAAAGUGCUUUCAUAAUAUUGCUGUGUUCCCUCUGCACUCCAUAUAGAACAGCGAACCUGGAAGCUAAUAUAUCUGCGUGCAUACGAGGCUUGAUUACUCACUGAGGGAGAGCGCGAGCUGUAGGAGUGAAAGCAGCUCAUUAUGACUGCUGUUCACUGCAGCAGCUGCUCAUCAGACAGGCGAACAGCGAGGAUUAACUUUCCUCGUGGCUCUGGAAGCGUCCCCGCUCCCUGUGCAGGUGUGGACGGAUGAAGCAGACACCAACAUGUUAUUAAAUCAACUGUAACAUCUCCGUAAUUGGCAGCUGAAAGUGGAUGUUCAGGCUCAGCCAUUGUGUCCAUAGAAGAAGGAAAACUUCCAUUUCUGUGAUCAGAAUAAUUGGGUUGUUGUUGUUGUUAUUUUUUUCAGUUUGCCUUAAAGGUUCCACAAACAUCUGUUUGUCUACUUUAAUGAAACAAUUCUUUAUAUUGUAAUUACAAUAAAAAUGAGCUGCUUCUAUCUGUUAAAAAAUAAAAUCAUUUUUUACAGAAUUUCA
Molecule: messenger RNA, 5940 nt
Organism: Nothobranchius furzeri (turquoise killifish)
Lineage: Eukaryota; Metazoa; Chordata; Actinopteri; Cyprinodontiformes; Nothobranchiidae
Product: beta-1,3-galactosyltransferase 1
Cellular component (GO): Golgi membrane
Molecular function (GO): N-acetyl-beta-D-glucosaminide beta-(1,3)-galactosyltransferase activity
Source: RefSeq, a predicted model, not a curated record